CUCAAGUAUUGUUGUGGUCAGCUGGUGGGGAGAAGCACGGAAUGAAGCUUAAUUGAGGAAGGAUGGGGAAUACAAAUUCAUGAGGCAUUGGUAGCCCUUUUUUUGUAAGAAUGUCUCGUAAAGAGACACCAACUACGGCUGGCCAUAGGGCAGGGCCAGAAGGAGGGUCAGAGUCACAGGUGUCCUCACCAAGUGAAGAUUGCAAGUUUGUCAAUGCUGCCCACCCAGAAGCUGUGCUUGGUGGAUUAAAUGACUUGCGGAAAAAAGGACACUUCUGUGACGUGACCUUAUGCGUAGAUGGGCAGACAUUCCCUGUACACAGAUCAGUGUUGGCAUCAUUCAGUCCCUACUUUAGAGCAAUGUUUUUGAGCAGCUUAGCAGAGUCUCAAUCAGAGCACGUAACCUUAAGUGGAGUUGAUGCGAAUAUGGUUUCCCUCCUACUAGACUACGCAUAUACUUCUGCAAUAACAAUUACAGAGAGCAAUGUUCAGGCCCUCUUAAGUGCAUCAAACUUAUUGGAAGUAUCUGCUGUGAGAGAGGCAUGUUGCCGAUUCUUGGAGCGUCAUAUUGAUGUAUCAAAUUGUGUUGGGAUUCACUGCUUUGCUGAAGCACAUGCUUGCCACGAGCUCACCAAGAAAGCCAAAGCUUAUACAUUAAGAAAUUUCACAAAUGUGGUCGUAGGAGAAGAAUGGUUGAAUCUCCCUGUCGAAAAGGUUGUAGAGAUAAUAUCUGCAGAUGAGUUGGAGGUGGAAAGGGAAGAGCAUGUGUUUGGAGCCGCCACAGCUUGGCUUCACCAUUCCUACCAAGCAAGAGCACCUACUUUCCAUAAGAUCUUGGAGAAUGUGAGACUAGCCCUUGUUAGUCCUUAUUUUUUAGUGGAUGUUGUGGAAGGAGAAAUGGCCGUGAGGUCCUCGCCAGAGUGCCGUGUGAUAGUGGAGGAGGCGAGGCUCUACCAUCUCCUUCCCGACAGACGCCACCAGCUGACAUCCCCGAGAACGAGACAUCGAAGGAACACGAACACAACGACUGUAAUUGUGGCAGUGGGCGGUGAGGAUAACAAACUUGUGUUGCGAUCAGUUGAAUGUUACGACCCACAUGCUCACUGCUGGAGGAGUCUCUCUUGUCUACCGUUUGCCGUGAGUAAACAUGGACUGGUUGUCUCAGGAGAAAAUGUUAUGUAUUUAGCGGGUGGUGAAUUUCCUGAUGGCACUGUCACACGGUGCAUGUGGCGCUAUGAUCCUGUUUUGGAUGAGUGGCACGAUCUAGCUCCUAUGUCAAUGCCAAGAUCUGAAUUAGGAGCUGCCUCUCUCGAUGGAUAUAUUUAUGCUGUAGGUGGAUGGGAUGGGUCCAGCCGAUUGGACUCCGUGGAACGUUAUGAUCCACGUACAAACUCGUGGAAGGAGGUUGCUCCAAUGAAGUUGUCCCUCACAUCACCUGCAGUGGCUGCCUGCCAAGGAAAGCUGUAUGUUUGUGGAGGGGCCAUCUUAGAGGAUGGAGAUGGCAUUGACAUGGCUCAAGUGUAUGACCCUCACACAGACACAUGGGAGCAGCUUCCUUCAAUGAUCAUUCCUCGCAGUGGUUCAGCAGCAGCGGUUCUUCAUGGACUCAUUUAUAUUAUUGGAGGAUGGCAUGCUUCAACAGAAAAUACAAAUAAAGUAGAGAGGUUUGAUCCAAGAACCAGUACAUGGCAAACUGUGGCCGGCAUGUGUGAACGUCGCUAUAGACCAGGUGUAGCAGUGGUUGACAGUAAGAUCUACAUACUUGGAGGAGAGGAUGGUUGGGAGCAUUUCCAUGACACCAUUGAAUCUUACAGCCCCACAGAAGAUAAAUGGACUCCUAUCGGUGAAAUGCUGACAGGCAGAUCAUGGCUUUCCUGCGCACCACUCAGGAUCAAAAAGGAGAUUUUAGGCGACUUGGCGACACCCCUGUCUUGACAUCCACGAGCCUCCACCAAUCAGGCACGACAAACACUUUGGAAGUAGAUGGAGCAACCUCCAACUCUUUCGAUCCUGUAGAAUUUUACAUGGAUGUGUUUGUGCUUUCUGAAGAUAGUUCUUUUAGAUCUAAGAGCAUGAUGUGUGAAGGGACUUUACUGCAUUGUCAGGUUGACAAAGAAUAAUAAUAAAAAAAUAGUGAAUGAAUAUUGGAAAGAAUGCAGGCUGCAGAACUUUUAGUAUGUUUAUGAGGUAUAGAAAAAGGGAAAGAUCAUUGCAGAAAAAUAAUUUAUGUGUUCCACACACACAAUUCACAUGCUCUUUUCAUUGGUGGAGGCUCAAGAACCCGGCAUUGGUGUGGAAGGGGGCGACCCAAAGGGCAAGCUGGAUGCUUUUUCUCAUUCUCAUCCCAUUUUGUUCUUUUUCUUAGUAUAUGCUUGUCUUGCCAUAUACUUGCUUUUCUUUUCUUUUUCUUUUUUUCUAUUCUUUAUAAGUUCAUUUGUGUGUUUGUUUGUUUUUGUCUACAAGACGCAUUGCACAUUAUACAUCCUUGUCAUGAGUGCUUAUCAUUGUUGAUUUUAUUCUUAUGGAAAAAGAAUCAAGAAAACCUGAUCAUGUGUUUCUCUCAGUUUCAUUUUAUGUGACUUAAAGUAAUUAUAAAUGAUAUGUGAUGUGUAUUGUGUCUUGUGUAUUUAUUUAUUCAGAUUAAUUGUAUUCAGAGAAAAACAAAUUUCUCUUACCUUUUUAUGAUGUUUCUCCUUUUAUUUUAUUCUCUCUCUUUCUUUCCCCUGCCUGCUCACAAAUUAUUUUGCAAUUAAGGAAAUUAGAGAGAGAGAAACAGUAGUCUUACAAGCUUUAUUUAACUUUCUUAAGCAUUAUAGUUUAAUUGCCUGGGUAUUCUUUAUUUGAAGCGAUAAAAAGAAAUUUGAGAUGCUAGGGAAUGAUUGUGUAGGUAAGUUAUAUAUACAUACAUACAUAAAAAGAGAUUUCAAAUCAAACUGCCAUAACCCAUACAAAACUCAGUAUAGAGCCAUGAAUGAUGAGUUUUGUAGUUGUAGUUGUAUGCCUUUGAUGAAAAUGAUGCAAGUGAUCCUCUAGCAAUAUAUAUAACAAAGUAUUAAAGUGAAAGAGUAUUAAUGUCACGUACAUUUCAGUGUCCCUUUGCGCUUCAUGUAUGACAGUCAUGGAAGUGGCUUUUAUAAAGAUCUGUUUAAAAAAGAUAUUUUAAAAAAUAGUAAAAAAAAAAGAUGAAGGUUGCCAUAACUUUUAGCUCAUGCAAUAAGCUAGUAGUGUAGGAAAAUGGGAAAGUGGAGAUAUUCUGCAUUGGCUGCAAAUGCAAGAAAACAACUUGCAGAUCUGAAACCUUUAGAAUAGAAAAGUUUGUUUCUUUUACAGUUUCCACAACAGUUGUUUUUUGUAAAGUUGUUCACAGUCAUAAUUGAGUUUCCUCAAAUAUCACAUUCAAUUUCAGAUUUUUUUGUCAGGUGUGAUGUAUGAAGAAUCAAUGUUCUUUUAUUUCUUCUUUUUUCUUAAAUGUCAGUCACAAAUGCAGGCAUUUUAAGGUAUCAAAGCCUGAAUAUAAAAUAUUUUUAAUUUAAAACAAAGAAUCAGUCUUAUCUCCCAAUUAAGACCUGUAUUUAGUAGCUUAGCAUUAGUUAUGAUCAUGUAGGUUAAUGAGGUUGUGAUAUGACAUGACAUGAAAUGGAUGAUAUACCGUAUGCUACAAUAUGAGUGAUACCAUAUCAUGAUGUUUUAAUGUCAUACAUCCUCUGUUAGAGCAGUUUCAUUAGUAAGUGUAUUGUUAGUAUAUGUAUUUCAUAUUAUUCUUUGGAUGGGUGUGACAGAUUAACAGUCACAAUGUUUGAUAACCCAGUGCUUUUGAAGACACCUUUCCUCACAAACUUAAUCACAAAUUAUUUUUAGUUUCUUUCUCAUUGUUUGGUUUGAUCCAUACAUACUUUUUGGUUAACUGUACAUUUAUAAGCUUAGACCAAGGAAUAGAUUUUUUCUUCCUUUUAUGAGAAAAUGUUAUGUUCAUCUUUUUUCAUCUAUUAUAACGAAAUUUAUAUAUUGAUCGCUUUGUCUUUUCUUCUGUUCUGAGAAUUUCUUUUUAUUUGUUUGAAUAGCGUAAUGUACAACUGUUCAUCCUUUUCUGCUCAGUGUUUCCAAUACAAAGUUCAGCUCUUUGACAACUCUUGCUUGUAACUGUUUCAUUGAUCACUUGAUACCCUAGCUCUGACUGCUUCUCCUACUUGUGUACAAGUCCUUACUAUAUGCUACUUGCCUUGUAUGAUUCAAUAAAACCAAUCCAUAGCUAUACUUUGGCAGGGGUUUGAAGUGAAGCGUGAUCCAUAGAGAAAAGAAUUACUAAGUCAGUCUAAUUUAGAUGUUCCCAUGGAAUAUUUACAGUAUAAUAGGUCUUUAGUAUCCGUUGACUUAUGGUUAGUGUUGUACAGUAAUAACUUUUGUGAUGGUUGCUUGUCCUUAUUUACUCAUAUGACUGACUCAAGUCUGUUUAGCUGAGAGCAGAGGUUAGUAUAGUGUCAGUUAACCUUGGUAGGUGUUCAUUUUCUUAGAAGCAUUGAGUAGAAUUAAAUGUGUUCUGUGGCAAUCAAGUUUCCAUUAUGACAGGUUGCUUAAAAGGAGAAUGUGAAUGUAAUGUGGUCAUGUUCUGCAUAACGUCCAUGAUACAUUCAUUGAAAUGAGAUAUGUGACUUGAACACAAUACUACAUAGCUAUAUGGAAUGCUGUAGUGAACCAGUAUUAACUAAUUAGCACUGUUUUUGAUGGAGGUCAUGGAAAUAGUCUGUAUUAGAAAUAUACUACGAUGCACAAUGCACAAAAUUAAACACUAGAUGCUACAGGCAUAUAAGCUAUUGAACAUUUCAUGAAUGGACUUUAUGCAGUGCUUGGCUGAUCAUUGUAGAUUUUACCCCCUAGUCUUAAAGAAAGUGUGUUCCAAUGGCUCAUAUAACAUUAUUUUUGACCAUAUAAUAUCUGUGAUAUGUAGUUUUACUCGGUUUACUUUUCUGUUACAUUUUUCACCCCUGCAAGAAAUGGAAAUCGGUUGACUUUCAAGAUUUGUAUUUUUAGUUAUCACAGAUGGACAGUAUUAGACUAGAAUAGUUGAGGCUUCAUUAGUACAUACAUAACAUAUAAAGCUUAUGUUUCAGGCCUCAUAAGAUUUAAGCAUACAAGGUUAUGUGAAUCCUACUUUUGUUUUGAAGUUAUUGGCAAUAUUUAUGAUAUUUUACCACAGAUGUUUAUUAUUUUAAUUUUAACUGAUUUGUGAAAAUUAUGCAUAUUUCUGCAUAGUUUUAUGCUGUUCAGGUUGUCAUAUAUUUGACUCGCCAAAAAGGACAUGGAAUAUUUGACAGUGGCUGUUGAAUCUGGGCAUCCUUUGUCAUUUAUUGUACCAUGCAACGUCCAUUAACCCAUACUGUAGGUCUACAUAUCUCAGUAAAGUAAAUGAAAAUACUAGGAUUACUUUUUAUAUAUUUGAUAUCUGUAUUAGGAUACUUUAAGGAUGUAGGCUCGAGUAAUUUCUAUGAAAAACUGGGAAGCCAUUUUCACCAGAUGUAAACUAGACUAUACAGUUCAUAUAUGUGAAAACAUUUGGCAACUUAUUUUAUUCAUUUAUUAGUGACUAGCCUGUCUGCAUGUAUAGAGUGUGCCUAGGCGUGGGUGUGUGUGCUUGCUUGCAUAUGUGUGUGUGCAUGAUUACUUGUGUGCGUGGUUGUUUGUGUGGUUGCAUGUGUUCAUGGGUAUGUGUAUGUAUAUGUGUGUGCGU
Messenger RNA from Penaeus vannamei (Pacific white shrimp), 5724 nucleotides. RefSeq names its product kelch-like protein diablo. Gene Ontology annotation, molecular function: protein binding. The record is from RefSeq and is a predicted model, not a curated record. NCBI's taxonomy places the organism in Eukaryota, Metazoa, Arthropoda, Malacostraca, Decapoda, Penaeidae.